Cladocopium goreaui is the source of this 1917-nucleotide messenger RNA. The record is from the annotation of a GenBank genome assembly. NCBI's taxonomy places the organism in Eukaryota, Dinophyceae, Suessiales, Symbiodiniaceae.
AUGGGGAAGAGUUCUGUGGGUGAGAAGCCUGUGGGUGAGAAGUCUGUGGGUGAGGGAUCUGUGGGUGAGAAAUCUGUGGGUGAGAAGUCUGUGGGUGAGACAUCUGUGGGUGAGAAGUCUGUGGGUGAGACAUCUGUGGGUGAGAAGUCUGUGGGUGAGACAUCUGUGGGUGAGAAGUCUGUGGGGAAGAGUUCUGUGGGUGAGAAACCUGUGGGUGAGAAGUCUGUGGGGAAGAGUUCUGUGGGUGGGGGAUCUGUGGGUGAGAAGUCUGUGGGUGAGAAUUCUGUGGGUGAGAAGUCUGUGGGUGAGACAUUUGUGGGUGAGGGAUCUGUGGGUGAGAAGUCUGUGGGUGAGACAUCUGUGGGUGAGAAGUCUGUGGGGAAGAGUUCUGUGGGUGAGAAGCCUGUGGGUGAGGAGUCUGUGGGUGAGAAUUCUGUGGGUGAGAAGUCUGUGGGUGAGACAUUUGUGGGUGAGGGAUCUGUGGGUGAGAGGUCUGUGGGGAAGAGUUCUGUGGGUGAGAAUUCUGUGGGUGAGAGUUCAGUGGGUGAGAAUUCUGUUGGUGAGAAGCCUGUGGGUGAGAAUUCUGUGGGUGAGAAGUCUGUGGGUGAGACAUUUGUGGGUGAGAAGUCUGUGGGUGAGACAUCUGUGGGUGAGAAGUCUGUGGGUGAGAAGUCUGUGGGUGAGAAACCUGUGGGUGAGAAGUCUGUGGGUGAGAAUUCUGUGGGUGAGAAGUCUGUGGGUGAGACAUCUGUGGGUGAGGGAUCUGUGGGUGAGAAUUCUGUGGGUGAGAAGUCUGUGGGUGAGAAGUCUGUGGGGAAGAGUUCUGUGGGUGAGAAGCCUGUGGGUGAGGAGUCUGUGGGUGAGAAGUCUGUGGGUGAGAAUUCUGUGGGUGAGAAGUCUGUGGGUGAGACAUCUGUGGGUGAGGGAUCUGUGGGUGAGAAGUCUGUGGGUGAGACAUCUGUGGGUGAGAAGUCUGUGGGGAAGAGUUCUGUGGGUGAGAAGCCUGUGGGUGAGGAGUCUGUGGGUGAGAAUUCUGUGGGUGAGAAGUCUGUGGGUGAGACAUUUGUGGGUGAGAAGUCUGUGGGGAAGAGUUCUGUGGGUGAGAAGCCUGUGGGUGAGAAGUCUAUGUGUGAGAAUGAGAAGCCUGUGGGUGAGACAUCUGUGGGUGAGGGAUCUGUGGGUGAGAAGUCUGUGGGUGAGGAGCCUGUGGGGAAGAGUUCUGUGGGUGAGAAUUCUGUGGGGAAGAGGUCUGUGGGUGAGAAGCCUGUGGGUGAGAAGUCUGUGGGUGAGACAUCUGUGGGUGAGACAUUUGUGGGUGAGAAGUCUGUGGGGAAGAGUUCUGUGGGUGAGAAGCCUGUGGGUGAGAAGUCUAUGUGUGAGAAUGAGAAGCCUGUGGGUGAGACAUCUGUGGGUGAGGGAUCUGUGGGUGAGGGAUCUGUGGGUGAGAAGUCUGUGGGUGAGACAUUUGUGGGUGAGAAGUCUGUGGGGAAGAGGUGGAGGGAGCCUGCAGGUGUCAGGGCCCCCCAUGGAGCAGUGGGCAGCAAGAGGUCCAAUGAAGAUGAGGUGGCACCAGGGGGCUCUCUACCAAAGAGGCUCAAGAACAAGCAACAUCAGCCAGCAGGAUGGGCUGAUUAUAUUUCAACCCCUGGGCCCAGUGAGCCCAUCAGUCUGGGGAAGCUUGACUGGCCAAGCAUCAAGACUGCAAUGGAUUUGGAUUAUUUGUGCGUGCCCUUCCUGCCAGUGUCUUUGCCCUUGCUAGCUGAUAGCUGGGUAUUUGGGGGCUCUGCAGCCAAACAACCUGGCUUUCCACCAGGGCUUGAGGUUUGCAGCUCACCUUUUACAGUGAGGCUGCUCACUGAUGAGGUAGGAGACAAUAUCCAGCAGAUGGAAGCCAGAAGAUCAAAGGUGUGCAUCUAG